CAGGUUUCACAUUGCACAUUGCACGCAGAGCGGCGCGAACGUUGAACUAACGUGGGUCGGUUUGUGAGGCCCACCUGGAGAAUCAGAUCAUUGAAAGAGAAAAGACAAAGAAAAGAACCUGUCAUUUUCAGCAUCAGAUGUGCAAUAUGGAGGAGACAUUUCUGGCUUUGCUGGAGCAUUUUGCAAUGAAAACAGGUAGUCUCAGAAGAGAAUUGUAAUAAUAAAGUGGACAACUCUGCAUUGCAUGGUGGUAUCCUUUCCAUAUAUGCCAUGGAGAAGAAAAGUUUGGACGUAAAGGAAGAGGGUGGUGAAGAAGAGUCUGUGCAACUUAAGAAAGAGAACCUAGACAUUAAGGAAGAGCAGUGUGAGUGGUGGAAAAUAGGGGUCAAAGAAGAAUUAGAAUCAAAAUGUGGUAGCGCCGAGACACAGAAAUCAGAAAGUGUAAGCAAUAUCAAGGAAGAGGACCUUAAACCACAGUCUGCCUCUCAGUAUGAGUGUCCAGAUGAAGCAGUACCUGGAUUAGGCUUUACCCCUUGUGGACCCCUCUCCCCACCUCAGAAUCAUUCUGUCCAUGUGAAGUCAGAGUCUUCAGUGUUGUGCUUGAAGAGGCCUCCGAAAGAAUCCUGUUCAAGUUACUCUGGGAAAGGUCCUGGGGAUUUGCAACCUAUCUCAACUGCAUCAGAUGGGAAACAGGGCCCAAACCUGAUGGAACUGCUUGCACUUGGCCAAUUUAGACUGAACAGUCUGCCUAACCUUCUAGACUCUGAUUUACCAGAGAGUGGCAGCUUUUCCCUGUCUUCAGUUCCUCAGACGUCUGCUAAUCCAAGGCUACAACAGACACCCCAUAAUGAUAAUAUGAAGAAACCAGCAUCUGGAACUGAGCCUUUGAUAUCAGACAUUUUUCAGUGUGGGGCUGUACCUGUUGAAAAACAAACGAGGAUAGAUGCGAUCAACAGUCAAAAACAAAUUCAAAAUACGAACUCAGUGGCUUUGAGUGUCUGUCCAGCACAAAGGGGCAGUUUUUACCUGCAUAACUAAAUACAAAGAUAUUUGGAGUCA
Polypterus senegalus (gray bichir) is the source of this 1059-nucleotide messenger RNA. RefSeq lists its product as uncharacterized. Bases 271 to 1038 code for a protein of 255 amino acids. The record is from RefSeq and is a predicted model, not a curated record. The transcript is spliced from 4 exons. Lineage: Eukaryota; Metazoa; Chordata; Cladistia; Polypteriformes; Polypteridae.